Podarcis muralis (Common wall lizard) is the source of this 4155-nucleotide messenger RNA. NCBI's taxonomy places the organism in Eukaryota, Metazoa, Chordata, Lepidosauria, Squamata, Lacertidae. The record is from RefSeq and is a predicted model, not a curated record.
GCCUCUUUCGCUCAGUCCGGGCGGGCUGCCAAGAGGGCGGCGCGCCUUCAGCCCAGCCCGCUGCUCUGGCUCAGGCCGCCCCGCCUUUCUCCUUUCCCCGCGGCUCUCGGAGAGGGGAAGGCGGGCUCUCUGGUCGCGGGAGCCCCGGGGCUGCUUUCCUCCUCCUGGAGAUUAUUCCAUAUUAUCUGCAGGAAAGGAGGAAUGCAGCAGCAGCAGCAGCGACGGACUUCUGGGGAGAUGAAUGCGGAGAAGGAGGGUGUGUUGCUGGAGCUGGAGGAAGAUGACGAGGAAGAAGAGGGGGAGGAAGAAGAAGAUGGGGAGAUGGUCUUGGAAGAAGUGGAACAAGAUGUCUUUCAGAGCUAUGGAACAAUGCCCGGCCAGCAACCACUGCAUAAGCCAGAAUGGGCAGAGUUUAAUCUGAAACCUGACUCCCUCUACUUUAAUGAUGGCCAAAGAAGAAUCGACUUUGUUUUAGCAUAUGAAGAUGAGAGCAAAAAGCAACAUAAGAGGAGCUUUCAGAAGAAGCAAAUGAGGAAGAGGCUAGCAUAUGAAUCUAACUUGAUAAACUGCGGUUUGCAGCUUGAAGCAACAAGUUCGGUUGGGGAUGAAAAGCUUAUAUUUGUAAAAGUGCACGCACCUUGGGAACUGCUGUGCAGCUUCGCUGAAAUUAUGCACAUCAAAUUGCCCCUGCAACCCAAUGACCUGAAAACCCGUGACUCACCAUUUAAGUGGAUUAGCAGAUUCUUCAGUGUGGAUGAAAAUAUCAUCAAACCAGAGCAGGAGUUUUUCACUGCACCAUUUGAAAUUGACCGUUUGUCAGACUUUUACAUACAGGACAAAGAAACUUUCUUCAAUCCAGCAACCAGGAGCCGGAUAGUUCACUUUAUUCUUUGCCGUGGGGAAUAUGCUAUAAGAGACAACGUGAGAAAGUUUGGAAUCAAUAAGCUGCUGGACUCUGGGAUCUACAAAGCAGCUUUUCCACUCCAUGAUUCAAGAUUCAACUACCAGUCAGAGGAUCCCAACUGUCCAAAUGAACGGUAUCUGCUGUACAGAGAAUGGGCUCAUCCUCGAAAUAUUUUCAAGUUACAGCCCUUAGAUCUUGUCAGGAAAUAUUAUGGGGAGAAAAUUGGAAUCUAUUUUGCCUGGCUAGGAUUCUAUACUCAGAUGUUACUCCUGGCAGCAGUUGUUGGACUCGGGUGCUUUUUGUAUGGCUAUUUCAUGAAGGACAACUGCACUUGGAGCCAAGAAGUCUGUGACCCGAACAUAGGAGGUAAAAUCAUCAUGUGCCCCCAAUGUGAUCAAGAAUGUACAUACUGGAACCUCACAAUCACCUGUGAAUCGUCCAAGGUAACAACAACAUUUACUCUAGCGGAUUAUGGAAAGAAAUUCUUUCUUGAUCCCCUUUCUUCACAGCAAGAAGAGCAUAUCCCCUACACAGCUUGUGGAAAGUGCGUGAGGAUGACCUUCUGCACGAGCGCUGUCUUAUUCUGGAUCCUGCUCAUUAUCGCCUCGGUUAUUGGCAUAAUUGUUUACAGGCUGUCUGUUUUCCUGGUGUUUUCCGCAACGCUCCCAAGGCAUAUCAAUGGCACCGAAGCCAUCCAGAAGUACUUGACUCCGCAAGCAGCAACUUCAGUUUCUGCUUCCAUCAUAAGCUUCAUCAUCAUUAUGAUUCUGAACAUGAUCUAUGAGAAAGUAGCAAUCAUGAUUACUGACUUUGAACUACCAAGGACGCAGACCGAUUAUGAAAACAGCCUCACCAUGAAGAUGUUCUUGUUCCAAUUUGUCAACUAUUAUUCUUCCUGUUUCUACAUUGCAUUCUUUAAGGGUAAAUUUGUAGGUUACCCUGGCGACCCUGUUUAUUGGCUGGGGAAAUACAGAAAUGAAGAGUGUGAUCCAGGUGGAUGUCUCCUUGAACUUACAACACAACUGACAAUAAUAAUGGGAGGCAAAGCAAUCUGGAAUAAUAUACAAGAAGUGCUUCUUCCGUGGCUUAAGAACCUGAUUGGAAGAUUUUGUUCAGCUUCACGGUCUGAGAAAGUUGUCCCUCGCUGGGAACAGGACUACCACCUGCAACCCAUUGGCAAACUUGGAUUGUUUUAUGAGUAUCUUGAAAUGGUUAUACAGUUUGGAUUUGUCACUUUGUUUGUGGCCUCGUUCCCACUGGCUCCCCUUCUGGCACUUAUGAACAAUUUACUGGAAAUACGUAUAGACGCCUGGAAGAUUACCACACAGUUCAGGCGCAUAGUUCCUCAGAAAGCUCAGGACAUAGGAGCAUGGCAGCCCAUCAUGCAAGGAAUAGCUCUUCUUGCUGUGGUGACCAAUGCAAUGAUAAUUGCUUUUACGUCCGAUAUGAUUCCACGCCUGGUGUAUUACUGGUCAUUUUCCGUUCCUCCCUAUGGAAGUCAGAGCACUUACUCCAUGAAGGGGUACAUAAACAACACACUUUCCGUCUUUGCUGUGUCAGACUUCAGAAACGAAAGCAAGCCAGCCGCUCUUCCCAUGUUUGCCAACCAGACAACAUGCAGGUACCGGGAUUUCCGAUACCCCCCUGGGCACGAACAUCAAUAUGAACACAAUAUCUAUUACUGGCAUGUUAUUGCAGCCAAGCUCUCAUUCAUCAUUGUCAUGGAGCAUAUCAUCUACUUGGUGACAUUUGCUAUUUCACACAUAAUUCCCGAUGUGUCAAAGAAAACCAAAAGCAAAAUUAAACGGGAGAAGUAUCUAAUACAGACACUCCUGCAUGAGAAUCCUGUGAAAGCUAUGAAGAAAAAUAUGGGGAGCAUCGCCGACAAAAUAUUAAAAGGCGCAGAUGGGACUUUCCGGCCUAAAACUGAAUAGAGACAUGACAGCCUGACAGUGCCUAACCAGUGGUGUGUGAAUCUUUCUACCAAAACAAACAAACAAAGGGAUCGGACCAAAGACUUGGACCAAAGAACAUAAUUGCAAAGGAAGAAGUGAAUGCUCGUAAACAGAAUGGACAAGCAUUUCACCAUGGUUUUUGUUGGCUGUUAUAAAGGGGCUGUCCUAAUCUAGACUUUUGUGGUGUGCCUUCCAGCUGUAUGCCAUUUGAAACCAAACCUCAGAAACCAAACCACUUGUCUUAAGAGGGACACGGCUUAUUCGGACCAGUUUUGAGUACUUUGAUUGCCUUCUCCAGCUUUCUCAAACUGGGUAGAAAUGGACACUGUGGCAAGGAGGGGAAACAGGGCUGCCUACGCUGGCCUCAGCCUCGAGACCCCUCCGCUCAAAUGUACAGUCUGCACAAAAUGAAUUUAAGCAAAAUGACAAUCCAAAGGUAAGGGGGGGAAACCACUCUUGUGUCCCACAAAGCCCUAAGAGAUAUGUAUACUGAAGGGAACGCAGUAAUGUUCAUCCAGGAAUGGCCAGUGCAGUGGGGCAGCGACAUGCCCCAGCUCCCCUGACAGCAGUGUUGCUGCUGCUCAAUGGGGCAGGUCUGGGGCUGGGUGGCAGUGAAGGCAGCAGUAGAGCAAAUCCAGUGUCUCCUUCUGACUGCCAUGCUGCCCCAUCCCAUUAAGGAGCAGCUGAACCACUGCUGUACAAGCAGCCACCUGGCCUUGCUUCCCUGCACUGGCUGCUCUUGCAUUCAGCAUAAUAUGAAGGGAUUUGCAUCCCAGUCAGAGCCGUACUGCCACUGGCACCUCUGCUGAUUAGAAGAGCCACAGAAGAGAGGACACUUCAGACCUGCCUCCGUUUUUGCUCUGUGCUCUUCUGAUUUCCCACCUCUCAUUUCAACCUGAAUGUCCCUAGAAGUCUCUGGCAAGUAGUUCACAGUGCUAGCAGACAUUACUCUUUUGCUUCAUGGAUCUAUAGCCAUUCCUGUUUCACUGGAGUCCCAAGCUCAUGUUGAUUUCUGGAGAAUGUUUGAGUGUUCAGCUGCCAUCUUAGCUUCAAAAUGCAGAGUGGAAGAUCUUGCACUGGUUUGUAGUUCAGACUAUGGACUUGUCAGGCCUGAUCAAUGUAAUGCAUUACAAAAGGCACCACCGAGAAAUAUUAAAUGGGAUGGAGAAAGCCUUUUCAGUCAUUCAGAAUGUUGAACUAAUAUUCAAGUCCCAACUUCCAGACCAGGGGUCAGCAAACUCUUUUAGCAGGGGGCUGGUCCACUGUCCCUCAGACCUUGUGGGGUGCCGGACUAUA